GACUCAUAUAGCACCUUUCACAGUUAUCUACAAUGCCAGCCCAGAACAGAUCUAAGAAGCAGUCGCCUCCACCAGCCAGGAGAACCAGAGGUGCGGCUAAGGCUCCACAGUCCAGUGACGAAUUUGAGACCGCCUCUGAUGGUGAGGGUCACGGGGAUGUCUUUAGUGCCGAAGAAGCUGAAGCGGUUGUUGGAGAAAUCGAGGAGAGUAUUGAAAUACUCGAAGAUAACCAAGAAAUGUCGGAGGGCUCUGAAUCUGACAGUGACGAUGCUCCAGAGGAAGAGUCCAUGAACAGUGGUAGGAACAAGACCAAGCAGUUGGAAAUCCAAAAACAGCAGAUGCAAGCAGAAGCCAAGAAGGCCGACAGAGAGAAGAGAAGAGAGCAAAAUGUUAAAUUCACACAGCAACAAGAGGAAAAGAAAACCCGGUUGGCGGAGAAGAAGAAGGAUUCCGACGUCCCUGACUUGUUACCGGAAGAUUUUUUGGAGUCGUUGCAAAACGGCGGGGACGAAAGCGACAACAAGGACGAUGCUCCUGCUUCCAAGCACAUGAAAAUGGAAGAUUUCGAAGAGAUGGAGAGAGACGAGAUCAGAAAACAGAUUAAACAGCAACAAGCCAAAGCUCUUCGCGAGGCCAAGAAGGCCACCAUUAAGAAGGGUCCGGUCAGAGUCACAGCGCUUUCAGCCAAGAAGAUCGGAUUAGUCCCGGUCUCUGAAAACAGAGUCACCAAUGCUCGUAACAAGUGGAUGAAGAGAAAGAGUUUGGGGAAGCGCUAAGAGGUUAGAUUGGGUAUUGUAUAAUAGUUGAUGGCAGCAUUAAUAAAGAAAGUUAAAAUAUAAUGAAGGGCAUAAAACGUGCCACAGAGAGGUUUUUUUCCAAGACCAGAAACUCACAGGUUUACGAAGCUACCAACAUUAUUAAUAAUUCUGUGACACGAAAUCCGUC
This is a messenger RNA of Babjeviella inositovora NRRL Y-12698, 945 nucleotides long. It is a transcript of the gene BUD21, whose product is annotated as Bud21p. The record is from RefSeq and is a predicted model, not a curated record. Gene Ontology annotation, molecular function: snoRNA binding. NCBI's taxonomy places the organism in Eukaryota, Fungi, Ascomycota, Pichiomycetes, Serinales. Gene Ontology annotation, biological process: rRNA processing. The coding region runs from base 288 to 776 and encodes 162 amino acids. The transcript has a single exon.